Molecule: messenger RNA, 5652 nt
Organism: Notechis scutatus (mainland tiger snake)
Lineage: Eukaryota; Metazoa; Chordata; Lepidosauria; Squamata; Elapidae
Gene: MYO1D
Product: myosin ID
Biological process (GO): actin filament organization; endocytosis; actin filament-based movement
Cellular component (GO): actin cytoskeleton; plasma membrane; myosin complex
Molecular function (GO): microfilament motor activity; actin filament binding; ATP binding
Source: RefSeq, a predicted model, not a curated record
GUUGCGGUGACCGGUUCGAUUUUACACCGCCCGUCUUUCCUGGUCGUCGAGAAGAGUGGCUGCCCGUCCCGCUGGCUUUCUGGCAGCGCCAUGGCAGAGCUGGAGAGCCUGGAGUUCGGCAAAGCAGAUUUCGUGCUUCUCGACACCGUGUCUAUGCCGGAGUUCAUGGCCAAUCUCCGGUUGAGGUUUGAAAAAGGACGGAUCUACACAUUUAUUGGGGAAGUAGUUGUUUCUGUAAAUCCUUACAAGAAUUUGAAUAUCUAUGGCCGUGAUACAGUUGAGCAGUAUAAAGGGCGUGAGUUGUAUGAGAGGCCACCUCAUCUCUUUGCCAUCGCAGAUGCAGCAUAUAAAGCCAUGAAGAGGCGAUCAAAGGACACAUGCAUUGUAAUAUCAGGGGAAAGCGGAGCAGGUAAAACAGAAGCAAGUAAAUAUAUUAUGCAGUACAUAGCUGCCAUUACCAAUCAGAGUCAGAGAGCCGAAGUUGAAAGGGUGAAGAACAUGCUGCUGAAAUCCAACUGUGUUCUGGAAGCUUUUGGCAAUGCGAAAACUAACCGUAAUGACAACUCCAGCCGCUUUGGAAAAUAUAUGGAUAUCAAUUUUGAUUUCAAAGGAGACCCCAUAGGUGGACAUAUCAAUAAUUACUUGCUGGAAAAGUCCCGGGUAAUUGUGCAGCAGCUAGGAGAGAGAAACUUUCACUCCUUCUACCAGCUUCUUCAAGGAGGCUCUGAGCAGCUUCUGCGAUCUUUAUAUCUACAUAAAGAUUCAUCUGCAUACAGCUAUAUUAGUGCUGGAGUACAACCAAAGUGUGCCAUUAAUGACAGUGCAGAUUUCAAAGCUGUUGCUGAUGCGAUGAAAGUGAUUGGGUUUGGACCAGAAGAGAUUCAAACAGUGUACAAAAUCCUUGCUGCCAUUCUGCAUUUGGGCAACUUGAAAUUUUCUGUGGAUGGAGAAACACCAGUGAUUGAAAAUAGCAAGCUAGUAUCUGUCAUUGCGGAUCUGCUCUCGACUAAAGCUGAUAUGGUAGAGAAGACCCUGCUUUUUCGAACUGUAGCUACUGGUCGUGAUAUCAUUGAUAAGCAACACACAGAGCAGGAAGCCACUUAUGGCAAAAAUGCAUUUGCAAAGGCAAUAUAUGAACGCCUUUUCUGCUGGAUUGUGAUGCAUAUCAAUGAUGGGAUUGCAGUGAAAGAUUACAACAGCACCGUUCAUGGCAAAAACACAGUGAUUGGAGUUCUUGAUAUCUAUGGCUUUGAGAUCUUUGACAAUAACAGUUUUGAACAAUUCUGCAUUAACUACUGCAAUGAGAAGUUGCAACAGCUCUUCAUUCAACUUGUUUUGAGGCAAGAACAGGAAGAAUACCAGCGAGAGGGGAUUCCUUGGAAGCAUAUUGACUACUUCAACAACCAGAUUAUUGUUGAUCUUGUGGAGCUGCAACAUAAGGGAAUCAUAGCCAAUUUGGAUGAUGCGUGCAUGAAUGUUGGAAAAGUCACAGAUGAAAUGUUCCUGGAGGCUCUUAAUAAGAAGUUGGGCAAGCAUGCUCACUUUUCCAGCAGAAAGCUUUGUGCUACGGAUAAAAACCUGGAAUUUGAUAGAGACUUUCGGAUUAAGCAUUAUGCUGGAGAUGUUAUUUAUUCAGUCACAGGAUUCAUUGAUAAAAAUAAGGACACUUUAUUUCAAGACUUCAAGCGUUUGAUGUAUAACAGUUCCAACCCUGUGCUGAAAAAGAUGUGGCCAGAAGGCAAACUGAGUAUAACAGAAGUGACCAAGCGGCCAUUGACUGCUGCUACACUUUUUAAGAACUCAAUGGUUGCCUUAGUGGACAACUUGGCAUCCAAGGAGCCAUACUAUGUCCGUUGCAUUAAACCCAAUGACAAGAAGUCACCGCAGCUGUUUGAUGAAGAAAGAUGCAAGCAUCAAGUUGAGUAUCUUGGACUUCUGGAAAAUGUAAGAGUACGACGGGCAGGAUAUGCCUAUCGCCAAACAUAUGAAAAAUUUCUUCACAGGUACAAAAUAAUUCCUGAAUUUACUUGGCCAAAUCACAAACUACCAUCUGACAAAGAGGCUGUGAAGAAAUUGAUUGAGCACUGUGGGUUUCAAGAUGAUGUGGCAUAUGGAAAGACAAAGAUUUUUAUUCGCACACCACGAACACUCUUCACGUUGGAAGAAAUGCAUGCCAAGAUGCUUGAAUGGGUGGUUCUCUUUCUACAAAAGGUUUGGAGAGGUACAUUAGCUCGACUCCAAUACAAGAGGACCCGAGCUUCCCUGAAGAUUAUAAAGUGUUAUCGUCGAUACAAAGUAAAGUCUUAUAUCUGUGAAGUUGCCCGGCGAUUUCAAAAUGUGAAGUCUAUGAAAGAUUAUGGGAAGCAUGUGAAAUGGCCUAAUCCUCCAAAAGUUUUACGACGGUUUGAAGAAGCUCUACAUGCAAUCUAUUACAGAUGGAGAGCACAUGAACUAAUCAAAAGUAUCCCACCCAAAGAUUUGCCACAAAUCAAGGCAAAAGUGGCAGCAUUGGAGUUGCUUAAGGGCCAUCGAGGGGACAUUGGAUUACAAAGGAUCUGGCAGGGCAACUACCUUGCUUUGAAUCCUGGUAAUUCUCAGGCUAUGGGUUCAUUCACCUCUGUUACUUCUGAGCUGCAACGCAAGGACAAGUUCAUGAGAAUUCUUUUCUCAUCUCAAGUUCGUAAGAUAAACCGCUUCAAUAAGGUAGAAGAUCGAGCUAUUUUUAUAACUGACAGGCAUCUUUAUAAGAUGGACCCUAUAAAGUACUACAAAGUGAUGAAAACUAUCCCACUGUAUAAUCUAACAGGACUGAGUGUCUCUAAUGGAAAGGAUCAGCUUGUGAUUUUCCAUACAAAAGACAACAAAGAUCUAAUUGUUUGCCUUGUCAAUAUGCGUUCACUUAAUGAAAACAGAAUUGGGGAGCUGAUUGGAGUCAUGGCAGAUCACUUCAAAAGUGAAAACCGUCAUCUGCAAGUAAACGUCACUAACCCUGUCCAGUGCAGCAUGCAUGGGCGAAAAUGCAGCAUCUCAGUGAAAACCAAAAUUAACCAAUCAGAGCCAAACUUCAUCAAGGAUCGAACAGGUUUCAUCCUCUGGGUUCCUGAGAAUUAAUUUUACUCUUGUCGCUAAGCAUCCUUCCACAGUCUACUGAUGUCUUCAAACUUAGUGCCUUAAGUUUUAUGGAGGGAGGAGUAUGAAAGUAUUGGUCUGCGACACAAAUCUAGACAUUAUUAAUGAACUGAGAACUUGAAAUGCUUCCUCCAUUAAGCCAACUAUGAUUUUAAAUUAUUGUAUGAUCCACUGUGUACCAAAGUAGCUUUUAUUAAUGAAUUCUCCAGAUAUAUAAAAUUAUUGUAGAGCUAAUAGUUGAGACUGCAAUAGAGGAACCAAACGUUUGUAUGAGAAGAAACAGAAGGACCCACUCUGGAUUUACAAACACCAAAUCUUAAUUUAUAAAUGGGAGCUAUAUUUGGGGGGAAAGAGAUUUUCUAUAAGAUAGUUACAAGAGGCUGGAAAUUAUUUCCCUGAAAGCUACUCCAUCCCUUCAGUCUUUUUUCCAAGGAAGUUUCCUUUGACACUCUGUGUGUAUUCAGGUUGGGGAUUCAUUGUUUUGUUGGGUGGGUCCUAUUGUGCAACUCAAAGUCUUGUUGAACUUACACUGUAUUCUUAUAUAAUCUCUCGGUGGGUCUGGCUUUUAACAUAAACCGGAGACUGUGAGUUCUAAUUCCACCUUAGCCAUGAAAGCAACCUUGGUGACUUUGAGCCAGUCUCUCUCCCCCACCCCUCUCCCCCCCCUUCCCCCCCCCCUCCUCUCUCUUCAACUCACUUCAUAGGUUGUUGAGAGAAAAAUAGGAGAAGGGGUGGGAUAUGUCCGCUGCCUUAUUUGUAAAAAUAAUAAAGGUUACAAAUUUUAAAAAAAUAUGUUUCCCAUCCCCCCCUUUCCUUUCAGUAUUCAGCUUGGCUCAGAUUCUCAAUGAUUGAUUGUUGAUGGCACUCCAAUUGCAAGCAUUGGAGCCCAAAGGUUGGGCCAGUAUAUCAUUAAUGUGCUUUGAGCAGCUGGCAUUAUUCUGGCCAGCUUAGACUUGUAGUUGCCUUUUGCUGCUUGUACAGCCCUCUGCUGAGGUGUAGUUAUAGCCUUGUUAACAGGCCUUUGUUUCUUCUUGUGCCCCCCCCCCAAAAAAAACACAUGUCUUCAAACAUUGAUGGAGAGCAUCUUAAGGGAGGAGAUUGCUAUUUUGGGCCGUUUAAAGGUAAAUAGUUGUAAACCUGACACUGCUGGACAGGUCAGGACUUAAGUAACUAUAACUGCACGCAACCUAAGAAUAAAGCAAUGAUGGUAGAGCUAAUUGCUUCAGUAAGCCUGUUUUUGUUUUAAGUGUGAGAAGGCAGCAUUUACCAUUUCUGUGAGCUGGGGCACAAAAUGGCAAACAAAUGUUGCUUAACUAGCUAGUUAGAAGAAGUCCUGCUUGCUUCUGAGUCAUUCUUAAAUAUGGCUCAUUUCCUAAAUAGGAUUAUCUGCCUCUGCCCAAGAUGAGUUACUGCUCUUCUUUUCAAAUUAGCUUUUCAAUGAACGUUAUUACUAUCUCUAUGCCUUUCUUUUCCCUUUCUUUUUCCAUUGAUGAGCCCAAUCUUCUAGUAUCUCCAAGUGCUCUUAAAAGGACUUCUUCAACCAAGUGCCUUCCAGGUAGGGAAUCUCAUUCUAAAUCCCAUGAUUCCCAGCCCAAAACCAUCAGGCUGUUAUUUAGGCAGAAUGAAAUACAGGGCAGGUAGAACUUACAAGCAGAAUAUGAGUUGCCUUGGAAGAUCAAUGUAACUGUAGAAAUCUCUUCAUGUGUUCUCUUCUCCAUAUCCCCCCAAAUGGCAGCACAUUCAUGAUGGAAAGCAAGCGGUAGAGCCUAAUCCUCCAUUCCAACCAAAAAGCAAGCUAGCUUUUGAUCAGUCCAUCCAGCUAGACUGAGUAUCUGGUCCUAUCUCUACUACCAAUAGAGAAAUGGAUUGCCUAAAAUCCCUGGUUGCCUUCAAGCGUUUAGUUUCAAAGCAGCUAAAUUAGCCUCAGAAGAUAUAAAAUUAGCACUUUUAUUUAAUAUCCCAAAAUAAAGGCUGGAUUUGAAUGAUGACCAAAUUUAUGAAAACUGUAUGAAAGAUGAAAUCUUUCCAUACCAAGAUACAAAUCUAUUAAGUUGAUUACAUAAUGUGUAAUGAAGUAUUUUGAUUUAAAUGAAUUAACAGUAUUUCUUUCUUUCUUGAUUUGUGUGUAUGGUUGUUGGGGGAGCAGAUACAUUAUUCUGUUUGAUUUUUUUAAAAAGGUAGUUUCUGCUACCAAAACAGGAAGAGGAAAUUCCUCCUCCACAUUGUGCUUUGCAGAGCACCCAGUCAGCAGGGGAGCCUAGAGAACUGGGCAAGGGUUUCCAGACGGAAGAAACUCUUAAGUGUAUGAGCUGCUCAUAUGAUACUGGAUUCUACCUUAUAUGUGUAUUUCUGGAUCUUAUCUAUAAAUUAACUAUUUCUUAAUUGUAUGCCUGAUCUUUUAAGAAUGAGGUAAUCAUGUAAUUAAUAUUUUUAAAUAGUUUACACAGAAAUGUGGACACAAGUACUAUUCAUAAUGAAGAUGUAUUUUUGUUUACGUAAUUGAAAUAAAAGGACUAUCAUUUA